AUGGAGCUGUACCUCAGUGCCUGCUCCAAGACUGCCAAUGUGGCCGCCAACAAGGCAGCCUCCAGCAGUGUGGCUGAGGACAGUCAACAAUGUGGAGAUGGGGCACGCAAAGCCCCACCCCCAGGGGUGGGAGCUGCUCAGCUCUUGGAUCUUCCCCUUGGAGUCAAGCUGCCUAUGAUUCCAGGAACUGAUACUGUAUAUUUUACUACGAAUAUCAGCGAAAAGCUCUUUCGACCUUCCUAUGGUUUUAACCUGAGUGAUCCUUACUGCCGACUUUUGGAAACCCAAUAUAAAAGUCUCCAUGAUCCACACUUACGAACAUACUAUAGGCGCAAAGAUAUUCUGAGGAAACUAAAGAAAGGUGGCUACAUCACCAGCAAUAAUAAAAUUGUAUGUAGCUUGAGGGAGCUGAAUAAAUACAGGCAAUACCUUACCAGCUUAAAAUUAGACUUUGAAAGAAACUAUUUAAGAGAACAGCAAUUGAUUUCAAAGCAACUACAUAAGCUGCAAGAAACCAGCCAACUUCCUAAAUGUUCUGACGUCACACGUUUCCAGAACUGGUUGUUACAGGACAAUACUCUGUCUAUUAAGGACCAAGAACGCUUGUUAAGGCACAGAUAUUUGGAUAUGAUAAGUAAAGAAUUAGAACAACUUGAGCGCACGGCGGAAGAGCAACGCCUACUGCGCAUGGACAGAGAAGAGAGGCGACAGCGGGAGUACACAAGAAAAAAACUUAGUCUUCGUAGAAAAAUUGAAGAGGAAUGGAAAGCAAAGGAGAUGCUGCUUCUCACGAAGAUCGGAGAAGAUGUUAAGAGAGAGCAGAGAGUAGAAGAGCAAAGGCGGAGAAGCCGAGAGGAGAGUGACAGAAAGAAACAAGCAAUGCUAGAGAAAAAAAUGGCUUAUCAUAUACAAAAAAUGCAGGAUACUGGCUUUAAAGAUGACACAGGAAGAAAUGCAUUUGAAUAUAAAGGACAAAAUGGAACAACUUAUGAAUCUUUAACAAAGAAGAAAAAGAAGCCGUUGGAUGAUAUAAAAGUAGUUUAUCCUGGUGGUGACCAGAAAGCAAGUAAAGGAACGUCAGGACAAGUGUCAGCUACAGUUAAUCAGCCUCAGAUUAGCUCAAAGACUGUUUCAAAAAUAUCAGGAUCCUCAGUUGCUUAUCAAACAGACAUACAGAACAGUAGCUCAGAACAAAAGAGAAAUGGAGUAAUGAAAAAACCAAGUGACGAAAGAGUUCCUGGAAACACGUCAGCUAGAGAUUCAAUUAUUUCAGGUCAAAAUUCGCCCACAAAGAAUGCUAGGCUUUCGCAAUCAUCUUUGCAUCCUCAAAAAGAAGAGAAGGAGAUGCAAGGUGACUGGAAUGGAAGACCAAGCAAGAAAUCAAGUUAUGUUGGUGAACCAGGAUCUCAGAGUGGUGCUCCACCCCCAGGAAUUUUUUCUUCUCCUGCUUAUUCACGUAUGCAGCAAAAUCUACAAAACUGUUUGCAAGAUAAAGUAACUUCUGAAGAACUAAAUAGCAUAAUUCAAAAUAUCAUGACCUGGGUUGUAGCUACAGUAACCAGUAUAUUAUAUCCAGCCAUCACAAAAUAUGAAGAAAGAGUGCAGAGUAAUAUGUACCCAGUCUCUAAUGACUCAGAUCUUUCUUCAGAUAGUUCAAGUUUCUGCAGUACAUGCAGUGAGGGCUUUACGUUCAGAAGCUCUACAGCUAAUACAUUUCAAACAGAUCCGUGCACACUUACCAGUGACAUGCCUGUGAAGAACCCACCCACACCUUUGAAACCCCCCUCUGCGCAUGUGGAGAGAACAGUUAUUGGCAAAGCCUAUCAAAGGGAGGGACAAUCUAUAGCUACACAAGUCAAUUACAAAAAAACCAGCUUGGACUAUCCGCUUCCUAAGAUAGGCAGCAGUAAAUCCGAUAGUCAACUUUUAACAUCAUUGGAAGAAAGCACUAUAAAAUCCAAAGACGCUACCACAGAAACAGAAAGUUUAGAGGCUCCAUGGCUUUAUGAUAAAAAAGCAAAGGCCAUGGAUCAAGUGAAAAACUUAAAAAAUGUCUUUGUAAACUUUAAAUGUCACUUGAAAGGAGAAACACAACUUAUUCUGGAAAGUAUUUUUCAAGAAAUAAUGUCCGACUUAAGCCAGGCCAUUCCUUCUCUAUCUUCAGUGACAGCGGAAGUUUUUGUUGACCAAAGUGAAACCGAGAGAGAAGAGUUGCUCUCCAAUGUUGACAUAUGCUCCGUAGCUUCAGAGAUUGUGGAAAACAUGCUUGAGAAGCUGGAGUUUGCUGUUGAGAAAAAAUGUGUGCAGAUGUUUUCACAGGAAGAUUUCUCAGUGGACAUUAAACCAAGUUUAUCAGCUAGUGGUGAAUAUUUGUCAUCUGCCGAAACCAAACCUUCAGAAGAUAUGCUGACUUAUGCUUUGGAACCAAUGUGUGAUAUUGCAGAUGAUAUGGUACAUUCCAUUUUAGAAAAGCUGGUGACUCUUGCAUCUUAUAAGAAAAAUGAACCUCCUCCUGAAGACACGACUAAAUAUUUCCACCAACAAGUUAAGACAGAGCCAAUGCAUAAAGUCCAUCAAAAAACUGACCAAAGGAAAUCUAGUCCUGCGUCUGACGCUGCUAAUCUUAUUGUGAAAGAAGAGAUACAAAACCUAAUAUCAAAUAUUUUUUCACAGUCCUCUCUGGUUGGUUAUGUAGAAGAGGCAAUCAGCACUAUACUAGGCUAUGUCCAAACAGAACUCAAUAAUGAGAGACUUAUUGCGUCGGAGGAAACUGUAGUCCUUCUGCAGCUGCUGGACGAUGUUUUAACUCAGCUUCACCAGGAUCCAUUAAAAGCAGGUGGUAAAAAACGUAGACAACCCAGAGUGAGAAACCCUUCUGACCCUGAAGAAAAGUACAGACUCGCUGGCACUAGGUCAUUUAAUGGACACAGGAAUAAAAGACCAUUUCCACCUGUUAAUGUCCCAGGCAUGGUUCUCUAUUCUGAAGACGAUAGUGAGGAAAUAGAUAACUUUGUGCAGAGCGUGCUUGAUUCAUCCUUCAGUGAUAAAAAAGUAAAAUCACCAGAGCAGAUUCCUAACCAUUGGCCUCCAAAGAGAGAUACUUGUUUUGAAUCCAAAGUAAGUAAUAAACUACCAACAAAACCUACUCCUCGAAGCAGAGCUGGACCUCGUGACUGGGAAUUAAAUUUGGACUUCUCGCUCAGUAGCGAAGACAUUAGGAUGACAAAGCACUGCUUGAGUAACGACACCUCAAUUUUCAGCCAAGACCAAAAGCACCAAAUACAAAAGGCUUCAGAAAACAUCGUGAAACACAUUUUGGAAGACAUGGUCAAGGAUAUGUCUUCCAUUUCAUCUAGUCCCUCUGGAAGCAAACAGGGAGAAGAAGCUUCUGUUUUCAUUAAUGAAAAAGCUCCAGGAUUAUCUGAUCAAGAACGAAUGGAACAGAUGUUCUCUGGGCCAGAAAUCUGUGCAUUUGCACACGAAAUAACAGAUUCUGUGAUAAAUAUACUUCAUAAGGCCUCAAAGUAUAUCCCUAAUACCAUUAAAAAUGCCUUUUCAUCAGCUAAUCAAACUUGUUUAGAUCAUUCUGAUACUGGCCACUCAGCCAAAGAAACAUCAAAUAAAACACCAUUCAAAGUAUGGUUUGACAGUGAAAAGAAAAUGAAAUAUUUAUCUUCUCUCAACAUAGACCUUGAAAAGACUUCACAGACAAGAUCUGGAGAAUGUGGACCUAAACAUGUAAAUGAUAUUACUGAUAAGAUUAUUAAUACAAUUUUUAAAAGACUAAAGCUGUUUAUUUGUCCGAAAUUGAAGACAGGCAAAAAAUCUUCACUGAUAGAGAAAUCGUUACAUUCUCAACUUAGCUCUUACACAAUGAAAAUAGUCAACAUUGUUUUGCAUGCUAUCCAGAAUGAACUAGAAAUCAACAAGAUAAACCCAGCUCUUAGAGAGACAGAACAUACCAAGUGCCACACAAGCGAAGGGUUGUUUGCUGGUUCCAGUGAAGCAGUGGACCCCCAUAUCACCAAUGUCAAUGACACCAUGGAAAAUCCAUUACUGACGUGCAUCUAUGAAAUUAUAUCAAGUACAAAUGAGGAUCAAAAAAAUGCUUCAACCUCUACAGAUAAGGGAGUGUCUACAACUUUCUGUAGGUCAGAAAAUAUUAAUAAACAAAACAUUUUGUCAAGUAAACAGGAUAAAAAAUCUUUCCGCAAAUGUUUGGCUACACCUUGUGUUUACCACAGUGUCACUGAUGGAAAAGAUUUUAAGGAUAGUUCCAAAUUGCAGGUGUUAGAUCGAAUUGGAGAGAUGCUGCAUGAAAUGUUAAGCAAACUCACAGGUGCCCAUAAUGAUUCUCAACCAUCUUGCAGUAAGGAAAAUACAGAGAACUUACAAAAAGAUCCUCCCAAGCUGUCUAAUGUUCAGCUCAUUUCCAAAACAAUUCUGGAAUAUGUCCUUGCAAAACUAUGUGACAUUGACAUAGAUACCAGCACCAAAAAUUCUGGAUUGAAAACUGUCUCAGAAUCACUUGACAUUGACAGCCUAUCAUUUUCCUCAACAAUGGAGGAAAUGGCCAAAUGUACCAACAUAAUCUCUAACAUAAUUUCCAAAAUCAUGACCAAAGACAAAGAAAAAAACACAGUGUCUUCUGAAAUAGAGAACUCAAAAGAAAUGUGCCCAAAUAAACUGAAAACUAUUGCUUCAGAUAUUCUUAACAUGGUUUUUGCAAAACUAGAACGAUUUGCCAUUGGAAAUGUAGAAAAUAUUGAUGUUCUUAAUGAUGAGAAUAAAAAAGAGACUACGCUAGGUUGGGAGUGUGAAAGCAACAGUUCCCUCACAGAUUCCCAUGAUAAAUCAUUGCAGUCUACUAUAUACACUCACGCGAAGAAGGUAUCAAGUGCUAUUUUGAAAGUCAUUCAAACGGAACUAAAUAUGAACCCAUCAGAGAGUAGGGAAGAUAGAAAAAGCUCAGAGCAGGAGACAGAAACACUUACAAACAUAGUUGAUUUAAUUUUAAAAGUAGUAUCCCCAGAUGUGUUUGUUGAAUCUGAACCCGAGGACAGAAGCAUGGAAACUCACGGAUACAAACCAACUUAUGGUAAUUUCCUUCCUGGAGGAGCUGAACCAGAGGCAUUUCUAGAUGACCACAUACAAAAUGAAGAAGGCAUCCGAGAUCAAACAUCACUCAGAGAGGAAACCAGAAGUUUUUCUACUGACCAGUGGGUUCUAGAAAGAACCUUAAACAAAAUUGAAGUGAAACUCAAAGAACCCCACAAAUCUCCAAUUGUUCCCAUUAUAAGAAAUAUUUUGAAUGAAAUCUUUCGAAGUGCUCUAAUCCGUCAACUAAAUGCGGUUUCUCUCUCUCGCUCUCAUUUCCGUGGUAUGCCCCGCAGUGCUCCUGGGUCAGCUGCUCAAACAUCUACUCAUUUGAUGGAUCAGCUGAUGAGCCCAUUAGUGUCUGACACAGACGUCACUGUAGUGGUGAACGAUGUGGUUAAGACGGUAUUUCACAAGCUUUAUUCAGCCGCUAUGACAAAGAAGCAGGUAAGUGAAAGCAGAUGUGAAGCAAUCAUCUUUUCAGCCAAUGUUUCUUUCCAUGAGCAUACCUAUGGAGAAAGCACCCAUGUCAUUGGGUUAAAUGGAAACUCAUGUGAUCUUCAGUCCAGCUGGAAUGUUGACAAACAGACCAAAAUAAAUGUCGUAGAAGAUAUUGUGCAGGCAAUAUUAGAAAAUUUAGAAAAUUUUGCUGCGUCCAAAGUAGAAUCACUCUUUUGUCCCCAAGUUGACUUCAGAGUUCCAGUAGCUUUACCAGUACAGGAGGAAGGGGGGACGCUGAGCAAAGUGUUGUCAAGCACAGAUUCAUAUUCUGAUAAGCAAUUUCCCUGUUGUUCAUUGGAUUAUAGUAAUCCAGGAAAUGUGGACUCAUGGUGCCAGCUGUCACUGUCCAAAUUAAAUAUUUACGCUAAGGAAGUGGCUAGGAAAAUUUUACAAGGUAUCAAACAUGAGUUAGAUAAAGAACAAGGAAGUCCUCUCUUGACAAAUAACAUUGUGGUUUCUGAGAAUAUUGCAAGUCAAGUUGUUAACACAGUGCUCAAUAUUGUGUCCUGCAAGAGCAAGUGUGACAAAGCCAGCUCUGAUAAAGAGAAUUACUCGGAUCAGCAAGACCCCAUUAUUGAAAGGCUAGUCAAUAAGACAGACUAUGGAAAAAUACUCGAGUUUCAAAUUCAGGACACUAUCGAAGGGAUCUUAUGUGAUAUUUAUGAAAACAUUGUGUACCAGAAUAAUCUCUCUCUUACCACACCAACUCUGAAAUAUAGUAUACCUGGAAAACACCCAGAUGCAAAUUUCGAGCCAGUUGCUAUGGGUACAAAUAUGGUUCCAAAAGUAUCAGUCCCUAAAGCAGAUGUCAUUUUGGUGUCCAAAGAUAUAGUGGACAUUGUGCUUCGUAGCCUUACGUCCUUGGUCAUGCUUGCCAUAAACGCAAAGGAUUCUGCUUCUGCCAGACUGGCCUUCUGCGAUCUGUUCCCCAAAUCACUGUACCAACAGCCUCUUUUUAUAACACAAGGAAUGGAGGGGAAAGCAGGGCAUUUGUCACAUCCAACAAAUAAGGAUUUAGCUUAUGCCGACGCUUGUCAGAUGCCUGCAAAGGGGAAAGAAGACACCAAGGGGCCUGCUCCUGACUCGUGCGAAAAAAAUGCCAACUUUAUUACUGAAACCAUUUUCAAUCGAUUACAUUCUUUUGCCACUGAAAGAAUGAAUUCAUUAAUGAGUCUUGCCUUUCAGUCUAAAGAAAACAUAUUUGUUAGCACAGAAUUGACAAAUGGUAAACAAGAUGACAGUGUUUUUCAUGAAUCAGGCCAAGUUGAAUAUGAUGUGAAUGCCCUAAAAUUAACAACAACCAAAACAGUCUCCAGCCAAGAGCUUGCAGAACCCAUUUGUGCCAGUUGUGGAGAAAAUUUUGAAAGUACAAUCCAUUUAUCACAAACCAGCCUUAAGGAGUAUGCUGACUUCAUUGCCAGUGCUAUUUUGAAACUUAUUAAAAAUGACUUAGACUUAGAAAUACAAAGUAUGCACACAUAUUCAAACCACAUUUUAUUUCAAAAACAUAAGAUUGUGAGUGAAAUUGUUAAUAGUAUCUUAAAGAUUUUACAUAAUAAAGAAUCUGUAAAGGAAUUUUUUCUAUCCUCACCAGAGAAUCCUAGCUGUUCACAGUUAAGCAUAUCAAAUGAUGACGUUUUGCUGGGAUACAAAGAGAAGGAAAAGACAACCAUAUCAUCACAGUUAACAGAUGACUCCUUAGAAGAAAACCAAACAGCAUUGGAAAAUGAAAGCGAGAGAGUUGUUUUGGAAGAAAUAUUUAUGCAAAAAGGAGAAUCAAAAGCAAGAAGAAAAGCUGAAAUACUCAAGGCAGUGGAAGAGAUUCUGAAGAACUUGAGUCAAAAAAUAGUGGAAAUGACCGGCCACUCGCCCUCAUUUAAAGAAAUUCCCUAUAUUGUGUCUAAAUGUAGAAGCAAAACAUCAACGAUAACCCAGGAGAAAGUCCUUCAGCCACAUAUUAACAACGUAUCAAAUUAUAUACUUGAAAAUAUUUUGGGAGAAAUGCACUCUGUGAUUGUGACAUCCUUGUACAAAAAGAGUAAAAGCAAGAGAGAAGUAGAAAUGCAUGACAGCAGCGACACCUCAUCGACAACACAACCAUGCUUUAGAGAAACUAAGCCGAGAAAAAGAAGUAACCACCUUAGUCCUGGGGCGCCACAAAUGCAUCCUUCUGCUGACAAUGUAAAUGCUCUUGUGUUAGAAAACACUUUUUUGCCAUAUUCACCAUUGGAGAUCGGAAGAUAUUUAGUUCAAAUAGUUCUUGAUAGGUUAUCAAAUUUUGUCUCCAUGCAUCUAGAAGAGACAUUUCCCCCUGAAGGUAGUUAUGAUGACUUGUACCUUCUUAGACUACAUAAUUCUAAACUAAGCCCCAAGAACAGCCCUAGGCCAGGAUGUAAAACAAGUUUAAAAGCGAGGUCAAAAAUUACCCCUCUCUCUAAAUAUAAAACAAAACCACAUCUAGGACUUAGUGGUACUAAGUCCAAAAGCAAAACCAAGUUAGGUGCCGGAGAGAAGAGUCCAAGAGAGAACCGAUCCAAAACUGCCAUUGGGCUGCCACAAACACCAGCAGCAGCGGACGCCAAGACCGUACUGAGAACCAAUCUUCCAGUUUCUGAAUUAAGAAUUCAUGCCAAGAAUAUAAUAAUUGAGAUUUUAGAAAUAAUUAUGAAAGAACUUGAAAGGGUGGCACUAAGUAGAGCCGUGCUAAAUACAAAGGCUUUACUGUCUGGCGAGAUCUCUGAAGCCAGUAAAAUUGUUAAUGCAGUGUUGCAAGAGUUGUACGCUACAAACAACCACAACUCAGCUUCUCCCAUUCUCUCAAGUCUGCAUGAUCUUCAUUUAUCAAAGCAGAGUCUCGGUGCGGGUUCCCCAGUCGAGCAGCACGCAUGUUUUUACUUAGAGAAUGUUUCCUCACAGUUAGAACAAAUUUUUCCUAAAGAAGGUAUAUUUAAAAAAAUGUUUGACAUAUGGCAAGCAGAAACAAGUGACACAGAAAAUGAAAAGUCUAAACUUUUAAGCAUAGCUGAAAACAUUUUGACGGAAAUUUCAAUUAAAGCAAAAGACUUAGAGUAUUCGCUUUCACUUUUAAAUGUGCCACCUCUUGAAGCACGUGAGAACAGACUCCACGGUGGCCCUACCAGGUCUGAGGACACAAAGGCGCAGAUCAGCAUGUUUGGGCGGGAGAUUGUCGAAAUGCUAUUUGAAAAACUACAGCUGUGCUUCUUGUCUCAGAUGCCUACUCCAGAUAGUAGCAGAGUUCUGGCAAGUGGGAAAGAACACGUUGCUUCGAAAAGUAAACAUGGUGUCCCAACCAAGCGUGUCCUCAGCGCCAUGAAGACCUGCCACACGAGGACGAAAGAUCAAGUGUCUAUGAGCCAAAGCAACCAAAUUGUGCAAGAGAUUGUAGGAAGGGUUUUAAACAUGUUAGAGUCAUUUGUGGACCUGAAGUUUAAGCAUAUCUCUAAAUAUGAGUUUUCUGAAAUAGUAAAAAUGCCCAUAGACAAUCUUUUUCAAGUGCAGCAGAGACAAUUAAGCAAAAAGAUGUCGCCAAAGUUACAACCACUUAGAAAGGUUGGUGAUGAAUCCAAGUCAAGUACUGUUGUAUCCAAGGAAAAUGUGCAGAACACACUCCUACAGGUUCACAGCUUCCAUUCAGAAUUACUUACGUAUUCUGUCACUACUGUCACUGACAUGCUUAGUAUCAUCAAGAACAAACUAGACAAAGAAAUAAGCCAGGUGGAAGCAUCCCCAGUUAGCACACUGAGAGAGAGCAUUGCAGCAAGUGACAUCAUUGGUACAUUGAUAGACCAGUGUGCUCAUUUUAGUGAGUCUUUAAUCACAAACCUUCCAAGCAAAAAUUGGUUUAACGGAACUGACAAUGUUUACAUUGUUAAUCCAGUUGAAUUUGCACCCCAUGUGAAAAUAUCUACACCAAGCAUGAGGGACACUAACGCCCGGAGCAAUACUCCUCGAAGGAGUUCAUCUGGCUCUCGGUUUAAUUCGGAGGAUGACACGGAGGAAAAGUAUGGCAUCACAUCUACUUCACCCUCACAGAUCAGUUCCUGUGUUGAAAACACAAUGCGAAGCUCGGAGCCAAUGAGAAGGCCCAGUUCAAAAGCCAUGCCAUCAUAUUCUAGAAACAAAGCCCAAGACCACAGCCAAAGGAAACCCAACAUUAGGUCUUUUGAGGAAGCCGAAAAAGGUAACAGCUGUCUCCCUGAAGGCAGUGUGUUACAAAAAUUGUUUAAGAAAGCAAACGACUCCACGGAAGAAUCGUUAAAACAAGUCAUGUCAUUUAUAGAAAUGAGGAAAAGUGAAAACCCAAGGGUUUUUCAUUAUGAGACCACCAAACCAACUGAGCCAAAUGAAAUUAAGACAAAUGCUUCCCCACUUAAAAUAUGCUUAGCUGCAGAAAAUAUUGUAAACACAGUACUGUCAAGCUAUGGCUUUCCUCAUCAGCCAGACCCUAAGGAAAACGUGGAGACCAUGAAACCAUUUUUUGUGUCAAAGCAAGAUUCUUUGUCUGAAGUAUUUGAAGGACAAACAAAUAAAGAGAAAAAUUUGCUCGGAAUGUGGUGUAAACGAAUGACCUGUGUUCACGACAAAGAAACUGGAAGUCUUGAAGCCCGCCAAGGAGAAUUUUCUUUACUACGCAAGUGGAAAAAUAAAACCCCAAAAGUGCCGACAGAGACUUUGGAGGAAACUGACACCAUUGUUUUUGCUGAUCAUGAACUGGGUCCAAAUGAAAUGCAUUUAGUGGCAAGACACGUUACUACCUCCGUGAUCACACAUCUGAAGAACGUCAGAGCUUCAGUUUCAACUGAGACGUUGUAUCCUAUAUCUUCACCCUUAAAGAAAAAUUAUGAUGCAAAACAGCCUCUAAAAAGCAUAUACAGUAAUUCUUCAGUUUAUCAGUUUUGUGAAUGCCUCUCGGAAUCAGUUAUUUGUUACCUAAUUUCAGACAUUAUUGAUGGCACCAAAGAGAAAGCAUGGGAAACCCAAGAUGCAAUAUAUAACAGAAAUAUCUCAAUCCAUUCUCUAGUGUAUAAGAACAGAUCUACUUCCAUUGGAGAACUUGCUUUAAGUAUUUUUGAAGUUAUUAUUGAAAUUCUUUCUAAUGGCAACAUGAUUAAUGCUAUCAAGGCACAUCAGGCUUCCAGAAAAGCAAAGUACAUGCUCUGUCCAGGAGUGACGUCUUCUGACUUUGAUGAUAUCUUUCAAGAUCUUUUAAAAGGGGUGAUUUUUGUAUUGUCCAAAGCACUAGGAAUAGAUCAUUUUGAAAAUAAUGUAAGAAAGAAGCCGUAUUCCACAUUUAGCAAUAGUGUGCCCAUUUUCAACAGAUUAAAUACCAUGGAAAGUCAGAGAAGCCCCAGAGACUGGGGGCCAUCUCCCGACCUAAUUGAUCAUCUUGCUCAGAGAAAUAAAUUAAAUUACCUGGCCUAUAGAUUAAGUAGCCUGGUGGGUAGCCUAAAAUCUCAUGAAUCCAAAGAAGUUGUCAAUGAAGUUUUCAAUAUUAUUUUAGAUUUAUUUUUACCAGAUGAAUUUCCAGAUGAGGGUAUGAGUUCCAGUAAACUAGCAAGAACAUUUUUCUCCUCGAAUAAUCAAGAAAGUAAUAGAAUUGUUACAAACAGUCCCGGGCUUUCCCCCAAAUCAGUUUUUCUUCUCAACAUUGUGUGUGAGAAGCUUAUUAGAACACUUCUAGAAAAGUGCACGGGCACUGCAUUUUUUGAGGAUCGUUCGUGUUUUCCUGAGGUAGCAGAGCAAUGCCGACAUGUCAAAGUCCUUCCAAGUGUUCAGGGUGGGCAUUUCCAUUACUGUAAGGUGCCAAUGGAUUGUGAGCAGUUUCAAGGAGAUUACACGUCAGAACUUCUAGAAAAUCUGGCAGACAUGGAUCAAGAUUUAUCAUCAUCAGACUAUGUACUUAAUUUUGUUUCCCACAGCUUGGUUAAAUCUUUGAUGGAUAAUCUGUCUCAUGGUUUUCAACAAGUUCCUUUUGAAAACAAAUACAUGAACUACAGCACAAGAGAAAUACAGCCUUUUUAUCCAAAACCAAAAAGGCGAGAACCAAUAGCAGUAGGACAAACUAAAGCUCAUGUAGGGUUCAUGACCUACGACGGUGAUUUUUUUACCAGGUCCUUUAAUAAUGCCAAUGCAACUAGCUUUAAAAGGCAAACACCAUUUGGCAAACAACAUUCAGUAAAACCUGAGAGGAAAGAAACAAGGGGAAUGAGCCCAGAGGCCUUUCACAAGCCAUGUCAAAGAGGUUUAAAUGAUGCUGUUUACUCAGCCACAUUUUUGGAGGAGAUAAUCUCAGAAUUGUUCUUUAAUCUGUCUAUGUCAUUGUGGAAGAAAAAUGUAAACAUCAGUGAAGCCUGGCUCAAUGAGAUGAACACAUUACUAAUCAACAGAGUAGUGCAUGAGUUAAAUAAUGCCCACAUUACUGUUCUAAGGUACCCUGAAGAAAGGUUAUAUUUUCCAUCAGCACAUAAAGGAUGUGUGGCUAAAAUCGUUGAUUCCAUUUAUUACAGCGUUUUACAGCAGUAUGAGUUCACAGUAACCUGUGGCAGUGAUCUGCCAUAUGAUAAGACUUCAGUAGCUGAACGAAUAUCUAACUGCAUAUUGUUGGAGGUUGCUGACUAUCAGCUUCCAUCCUGCUUCAAGGGAAAGCUCAAAUCAAAUCUAUACCACACUCUCAAUGCUGAAAUCAUAGUGUACAAGCUUCAAAAUAACCUAAGAAAAAUUAUUUCCGAACCCAUGUCUUCAAAAGGUUAUACCACCAUGUUACCACACUCGUUUUUAGAAUAUGUCAUCAGAAGACUUUUAGCUCAGCUUAUUCCACUGCAUAUGAAUCCUUCAUCCUUAGAAAAAAAGUAUUUGAUGAGUUCAGAUUUUAAUGACAUGUCCAACUGUAUAACAAAUAAGGUUAUGUCAGCCAUUUCAAAACAUAAAAUCUGUUUCACCGUCUAUGAUAAUCAAUGUUUGCACACAGAUAGAAAUCUCCAAAAGAUGGUAGAUUCUGUUUACAGUAAUAUUUUAGAAAUGUCUGGUUCUCUCGAUUUAAUACAGAAAAAUAUAGUCAGCCGAAGUCCAAUUAUGAUUGACCAAAUAGCUAGUUUCAUUAUUCAAGAGAUUAUUGAAAACCAUCUUCGGCCAUUUUUGUGUGGGGAGAACUCACCACGCCCCAAAACUCCACUGGAUGAGGUGUCUUACAUGGUCAAACAAGUCCUCAGUGAGGUUGGAGACUCACAGAACCCCCAGAAGCCAUCACCUUUCAGCAUGUGCCCCAAUAAGUUCGUAGGGGAAAUCGUUACCAGAGUUUUAGCAAAGAUUUUUAGUCCUAAGCCUAGUACUAAUGUGGAGCUAGAAAAUAUGACCCAAAAAAUAGUAAACUCAGUGAAUAACAAUUUGGACGAAGCUAAGAUUCCGAUUCUCCAUGAUAAGCAGCCGUCCUUUCCCUUGGGCGAUACAGACACUGUCGAUGAACUUGUCACCUCAGUUUACCGGAAUGUCUUGAAGCAGCAUGGGCUAGACCCUGAUAUUAACGAGUCUGAAAAUGGUGAUGCUUUUGUAGAAAAUAUUUCCAAAUUUAUCACAGCAGCUAUUUCAGACUACCUUCUUCAUCCCUUGUUUUCUGGUGACUUAUCAUCUGCUUCUUGUUCUAAUUCAAUGCCUUAUAAUACCAUUUAUGAUGAUCUUGGUAACAUCAAUAAAUCUAGUAAGCCAAACCAGACAUACUCUCCAUACAAUACAUUACUUCCAUAUACAUUUUUAGAAGAUAUGAUCAGAGUACUAUUAUCUAAAUUUUUCCCUUCUCCUAAGACAGUUUCAAAUAUAGCAGCUACAAGAGACAAAGGAGUAAAUUUUAAUGAAAUUGCAUCCAAUCUGAUCAGUGAUAUUAGGAGAAAAAUUUCCCAACAUGAAAUUAGAUUUUCAAAAGAUGAAGAGAAAACCAAGUCUUUUUACUCAGAAUAUGAUGUUCAGCGUCUUGUUGACUCUGUUUUCAAUAAUAUUUUGGAAAACUUUGGUUCCCAAGAAUCAGUGGAACAAAAUAUCACAAAAACUAAUGAUGUUUUAAUUAAUAAAAUGGCAGGUUUUAUUAUUAAGUAUAUCUGUGAACAGCAUCUUCAGCCAUUUGUGGAAAAAAAGCAGUCACCUACUUCAGCAUGCAAAUAUUUUGAAGAUAACAGACAACACUUGUUUUAUGCUAGUGUGUAUCCUUCCACUUUUUUGGAAGAUGUGGUCUCUGGGGUAGUAAGCAAAAUAGUUCACAGGGCGGUUGGCAUCGUACAAGUGGAAUCCUCAAGAAAUUCAGAAAAUGUUUUGUUUGAUAAAGCUGAAAACCUCAUAUAUUGGAUAACAGAGGAACUUUCAAAAGCCCAGGUUACCACUGUAGAGAAUGCUGAGGAGCGGUUGUGUUUGCCCCCUGUAAAGAAAGAUGUACUCCAAAAUAUUAUUGACACUGUGUACAGCAAAGUUUUAGAAAAAUAUGAAAUGGAAAUCAUGCCCAAUAAAGACUUUCUACAUGACACAAAGGCAUUGGCUGCUCAGAUAGCCAAAAUCACUCUGACUGAAAUUCUUGAUUUCCAAAUUUCACCAGAUCUUGUAGCAAGGUUGCCUUUAAGCUUCCAUUCUAAACUUAGUCCAAAUGUUUUGGUAGAUAGAGUUCAUUAUGACAUUAGUAAGUCAAGAUUCCGGAGACACGCUUCAGCAAAAUACACCACCAUGCUCUCACACACUCAUUUGCAGAAAAUAGUCACUCAGCUUCUGUCUCAGAUGAGCCCAUCGCACUCCUGUGUAGAACAUGCUGAUGCUUCUCAAUCAGACUUGAGUAAUACAGUCAUAAAACUAAUAAACGAAAUCAUGUCAAUAAUUUCAAAACAUGCAAUAUGUAUUGUAAAACAUGGGAAUGAAAAACAGAGUAUGAUUUCAGAAAGGGACAUGCAGUCAAUGGUUGAUUCAAUUUAUGCUGACCUUUCCCACUCAAAUCUAUACCAGUCUCUUACAAAAGAUAAAAAAGGUCUAAGAAGCAUACCUGUUUCAAAAAUAGCAAGUUUUAUAAUAAAGGAGAUCUUCAAUCAUCAUCUAGACUCAUUCUUAUCAGGAGAUAGAAAUAUUCUUUCAGCUUCAGUUGCUGAAACCCGCAAGCCAAAAGCAACAAACUUUCAGCAAAGAGAAUUGUCUUCCAUUGUGAACUCAGCUGUCUUUUUGGAGGAAGUAAUUACUGAGCUCCUAUGCAAAAUCCUUCAGACAUUCAUACAGAAUUGCUUGGCUGCUGAAACCACAGAAAGAGCAAUAGCUGAAAUAAUGGAUAUCGUCACAGCAUUAGUAAAAUCAAUUAUUUUAGAGUUCACCACAUCUGAAAUUUUAGUUGCAGAACAUUUGGAUGAGAGUCUGUGGUAUUCAGAAAUAUAUAAGGAAAUGGUUCAAAAGACAGUCGACUCUGUUUAUGGAAAUCUUUUAGGUGAAUAUAAAUCUCUGAUGCAACUACACUGGUCUGUGCAACAUGAGACUUGUUGUUUUGCAGGAAAAAUAUAUCACUUACUAUUGGAAGAAAUUUAUGAUUAUCAGGUGCAGUCACUAGUUUCAGGCGAAUUAAUGCCUUCUUCUUAUUCUUCCCCUCAAGCUGCAAAUAUCAUCAAAAAUGUGCUCAAUAUCAUCUUGAAGGACACCAAUGCUUUGCCUUCAUGCAUUACAGUGCUUCCUUGUUCUUUGAUAGAAAAUAUGAUUUAUAAGCUUUUAGAAAACAUCUUCCCUUCAGACAACACUGAAAGUGAACUAGAGGGAGAAGAUAGGCCAGAUGAUGAUGACGAGUUCCUGGCAGCAGCCUCAAAACUGACGGAUGAAAUCAUCAAAGAAAUUUCUGAACAUGAGAUCAGAUUUGCCACCACAGAGGAGGAUGCAGCCAAUAUACAAUUAGAAACCGCUGAGAAUUUCAUUGAUUCUAUAUGUAAUAAUAUUUUGAAAAGUUAUGAAUUCCAGGAAGAAAUACAGAAAGAUGCACAUAAAAAGGGAGACUCAUUUCUCAGUAAAAUAGCUGGUUUCAUUAUUAAAGAAAUCUUGGACCAUCAUUUGCGACCAUUUUUAUAUGGUGAAGACUCACCUCUUAGUAACUUGCCUGAUUGUGCUGGUGCUUCUGUUGUUGCUAAGUCUGGGAAAGAAAAGGCACAACCCUCUCUAUUUUCAGCUGCAUUUUUAGAAGAUGUAAUUGUUGACCUUGCUCACAAAUUUUGUUCUUUUGCAACUCCUAGUAAAGAUUUCAGGAAAAAGGACAUGCCAGAUGCAGAAUUCGUAAGCUUAGCUAUCAACUUUGCAAAUUCUCUCAUACAGGAGUUUAAAAAAAGUGAAAUUAAAGUUUUAAAACACGCUGAAGAAAUAUUUUCUUUGCCACCAAUUGCGAAGGAGACGGUUGAUAAAAUAUCUAACUUUGUAUACGAUCAGUUUAUAGGGAAAUUUGGAUCUGAUGUUAUUCAGAAAGGUGACACUGGUAACAUUGUUAUCGAAAUGGUUUCCUCUUUGGCCCAGAAAGCAAUCUCUGCAUUCAAGAUUCAGCCACUAUUUUCAGGAGACUGGUGUUCAACUUUCUUUUCAUUUCUAGACCCAGAAACUAUCACCAACAGGGUUCAGCUCCUACCAGAGAGGGCUCCCAUGCAGACUAGUAGAUCCUUACAGCAGAGCCAGACUGCUUUACCUAAAGACGUGCCGAGGAAGGACCAUGAUGUUCAAGACCCAAUAGUUACCUCCAUAGAUGCCAUUAUGAAAUCUGACAUCAUCAACCUCAAGUCAGAAUCAACUGCAGGUGCCACAGACACAAAGAAAGGCGAUGAGAAGGAACUGAAACCUGCAGCCCAAAAAGAUGAAAAUGACUCAAAAGUCCUAUCUCCGGCAACCGGUAUGAAGAGCAAAGAUACUCAGGAACAACAUGUGAGUGACACAUGUAAAAGUGACGAAGUUGGGAAAGAGAAUUUAGUCCUAGUCAAUGAUCAGGGGCAGGUUCUUGAGAUAUACACCCAUUUUUCAGUUGCUACUGUUGAUAAAAGUUCCAAGAAGGAGGCACUUGGAUCAGAUUUUGAAGCAGACAAUGAAAAGAAGACUGACAAAGCUAGUAAAAAUUCAGUGAAAACCGAUGAUGAGCCUAAGAGUAAGAGUAAAGAAACCAUGGUACAAAAAGCUGUAAAAAUAGCCCCAGAGUCAAUCAAGGAGGAGAGCAGACAGUCCGUAGCUCAGAUGUAUAUAGAGGAGGGACACUACUCAGAAACUGUUGAAAAUGUCAUUGAAAACAUUUAUGACAAUGUUUUAAUAAUAUCACAAGAGCCACUGGAUUUUUCCAGACCAAUAUACAGUAGAAGCCUCGUAAGUGAUAGAGCAUUGGUUAUACUUAAAGAUUCUGCACAGACUGUUACAACAAAGGAUGUGUCCCCGUCACUUAGCAAAGACACCACUGCUAAAGAGAAGGCAAGCGAGGAAACAGAAGCUAAGGUGAGAGGAAAGGAGAGUGAGAUAAAAAGAGAGAAAGAGAUUAAAAGUAAGCCUAGUAUGACCGCCCAUCCUCAGCCAUCAGAGAGUAAAUCUAGAAUUGUUCCUGCUAAAUUUCUAGAAGACGUGAUCAUUGAAAUGGUGAACAAACUGAUUUUUACUCCUCCACCAGAAACAGAGAAGUGUGAUAAAAGUACAGAUGUAAAUGAGGAUCAAAAUAAGGAAGGACUUUAUGACACAGCUAUGAAACUCAUUGACUCAAUGUUGAAGGAGUUUUCAAAUGCAGAAAUUAAGGUAUUUAGGCCAGAAAAGGAAAAGGACAUAGUUUCCCAAGAAAUCAAAGAAUCGGUUCAUACCCCACCUCCUGUGUGUAAAGAAGCAACUCCAGAAGAACCACCAUCCAGCAGCAACAUUAAAAAUGUGGAUAAAAUAUCGCAUGUGGAUAAAACAUCUGAACAAUCCUCCUCUGACAAGACGCAAUUCAUUAUUGGAAUACCACCAAUUGAGAAAUCAGUAGUCAAUAAAAUUGUUCACUCUUGUGUUUGCAAUGUUUUGAAGGAAUGUAAAUCUCAAGAGUCUAUUUGCAAGAACAUCAACAGUAAUGGGGACAGUCUAGCCAAACAGCUAACUGGCACAGUGAUAAAUGAAAUUUUUCAGCAUCAGCUCAACCUGAUAUUUUCUGAUGAGAUACCAGCUUCAGAAUGUGUGCCUCUAGAAUCAAAAGAUGUUGAGAAAAAGAUCCAAAAGGUGGUGCAAACAUCCAGCAAAGAAUGUCAGACCUCAUCUCCGUACACCAUAAAGUUGCCUUUCAAAUUUUUAGAUGAUGUGAUUUCUGCUCUUUUAGCAAAAGUUUUUUCAAAACUAUCCAACAUCAAAACAAAAAUAUCUCAAGAAAAUCUGUUGACACAACUUGAAUUCCUUCGAAUGAAGUUAGUAAACACGGUUGCAUCCGAGAUUUCCAAAAAUGAAGAUUUGGUUAUACAGUAUGUUGACUCCUUGCAUCCAAAUGAUGAUGAAAUUAUUCAAUUGGUGGUUCAGACAAUUUAUAAUAAUCUGGUGCCACAGUUUGGAUCACAGGAAACCAUACAAAGUUGUAUAGUUAGUGGAUGUAAACUCCUUUCUCAAACUAUCGUUGACUUAGUUCUACGAGAAGCGGCUGGCAACCAGUUGCAGAACUAUUUUGGUGGUGAGUUGACUCCAUAUCAGUGCGCAGAAGUUGACAAUGUUGUUGAAAAUAUCCUCACCAAUGUUGUGUUAACUACUUCACCACAGCCAUCACGUCCUCGUAAACUAUCAUAUAACAUAAUAGAAGCAAUUGCUGUGAAAUUUUUAUCUAAGCUUUUAUCUGGGUUUCCAAAAGUGGAUACAGAAAGAACUAAAUCUCAAGAAACUGAAAUGCAAAAAAUAGUCUCAAAAAUACUAAAAUCAAUCCAACAAUUUUUCUCCAAAAGUAAGAUCAAAGUUGUACAACCUGCCAAGGACUCAGAUGCUGUGCCUUCAGCUGACAAUGCAACUAUUGAAAAAGUAGCUGAUUCGGUUUAUAGCAAUCUUAUAAAACACUCUGGCUCCCCUACAUCUGUAUUUGAAGAUUUGAUGGGUAAAGGUGAUGUCCUUUCUGACAUAAUAGGUUGUUCAAUGGUGAAGGAGAUUUCCAAUUCUGAAUUUCAACCUGAAUUAGAGGAAGAACUUCCAAGUUCAGAAUUAGUUCUGGAAGCUGUAAAAAUUAUGGAAAAAGUGGUGAAAAUUAUCGAUGAACUUAAGUCCCAGGAAAAAUCUGUAUCCCUAAAGGAUGUAAUAGUAGACUCCAGAGUUUUAGAGGAAGCUUUGGCCUUGUUCUUGGCUAAACUAGUACCGAAGCCUGGUGCAGCAAGCAAAGACCCAAACAGUUUAACAAAGCCUGAGUUAAACAAAAUUGCAUCUCAGUUGACAAAAUCUGUAACAGCUGAAAUUUCCAGAAGUAACAUUAGCCUUGUGGAUUCUAAUCCUGAAGAACAGUCGUUAGAUCUAGCAAAUGUUGAAAUGAUUUCUCAGGUUAUUGAGUCUGUUUACAGUAAUGUAAUAAAUGAAUCUGAAACCCAUAAUGAGGUCUAUGAUACAAAAGGUACAAAGAAGGCCUUCCCUAAGAAAGUGGCCAGCUUAAUUGUUGAUGGGGUUUCAGGAAUUCCAUCGUGUCGAGUUAGUCCCAAGAGUUCUUACGCUGCUACUUAUGGAGACCUAGACACAAGUAGGAUCAUUGAAAGGGCACAGAAGCAUGCUGGACAGGUGAGCUCUGACUCUGACAAAGAUUCUGACGAUGCAGAAGAUGAUGAACUUCCAGUCAGAAUAAUUCCACAUGUCAGGAAUAAACCAAUGAAAAUAGAUCCAAAUAUUGUCUCGGAACACUUGGCUGUUAUUUCUAUGAAGACUCAACCUCUGGAGACACUUAAGAUGGACUGUGUGAAGAGGACCGGGUGCAACAUAGCAGAGCUGAGAAGAGCUUCCAUAAGUGGAAAGGGUCCCUCUUCCGCGGAUGUGUCUGAUUUAGGAACCAGACAGAAGGAAAGACGUGCCUCACUGGACAGGACAGGAAGACUUGAUGUAAAGCCCUUGGAGGCUGUUGGCAGAAAUUCAUUUCAAAAUGUAAGAAGGCCUGAUGUCACCAGAGUGGAACUUCUGAAAGAUAUUCACAAUAAAAAAGAGCUGAUCGUCCGGUUAGUAGCUCAUGACAUUAGUAAGAAAGAUUCAGAAAGUAGCUUCGGAGACAACAUGGUUUCAGAAGAUGAGGAGGUUAUUUUAGGCGAGGUUGUUGGACGCCAGGGCUUAAACGAAAUACCUGAAGACCAUGUUCCAGAAGUGGUAAAACCUGUAGAAAACCAAGUUGUUUCUCCCAAGACCACAACAAGCACGAACAGCCUGAGAAAGUUCUUAUCACUAAGCAAAUGCUGUCACCCCACGUCCGGCGAAAAUACUGAAAGUGUUGAAGCCACUGGAAACCAGACAACGGAACCUAGCAAGGCGCAAGUUAAAAGAGCUGUUGCAGAGCUCGACAUGCCAUCUUCGAAAACCUUGCCAGAAGCACCACCUUCUAAGGAAAAGAUACAGCCUAAGAAAGAGGAAAUCCUUGCUACUGAACCAACACAUUACUUCAUACACAGAAUUAUGAGCACAUCAUCAUACAACCAAGAGGACCUCCUUUCCAGUGAAAUUGAAGAAUUUAUGCCAGAUUCAAAGGCUAAUGCAUAUGAAGGAAGUCCUCGGGAACCACAAACAGAGAACCCAAGCAAUGUCCAGUUUGUCACCAUCUUUGAAGGAUCAAAAAAUGUGGCUAGCUGUUCACGUCCCUCAAAGGAACACGUUUCAGAAACGUCCAGGAGCAGUAUUUCCACGCAAGGCUCUAAAGUGCUAGCAAAGGUAUCUUCAACUCUAUCAAAGGUGUUCUCCAGAUCAAGUGGCAGUACUUCUAAAUCCUCUUUACCACCUCACCAGGAGAAGCGCUGA
Molecule: messenger RNA, 20547 nt
Organism: Acomys russatus (golden spiny mouse)
Lineage: Eukaryota; Metazoa; Chordata; Mammalia; Rodentia; Muridae
Gene: Fsip2
Product: fibrous sheath interacting protein 2
Exons: 25
Coding region: 1-20547 (6848 amino acids)
Source: RefSeq, a predicted model, not a curated record